Molecule: messenger RNA, 5348 nt
Organism: Scomber scombrus (Atlantic mackerel)
Lineage: Eukaryota; Metazoa; Chordata; Actinopteri; Scombriformes; Scombridae
Gene: jak1
Product: Janus kinase 1
Exons: 25
Coding region: 259-3783 (1174 amino acids)
Biological process (GO): cytokine-mediated signaling pathway; intracellular signal transduction; cell differentiation
Cellular component (GO): cytoskeleton; membrane; cytosol
Molecular function (GO): cytokine receptor binding; ATP binding; non-membrane spanning protein tyrosine kinase activity
Source: RefSeq, a predicted model, not a curated record
AGGACUACGACUACGCUGAAAGCUAUCGAGCAUCAAGAAAUAUAACGGAAUUAACCAACCCCUUCUCUUUUGGAUACUGGAUGUAGCUAUUUUUAAAGUUGUUUUUUUACGGGAAGUGUUGACACCAAAGUAGACGAGAAACGACAUUUUAAAUCCUUGUUGAGAGGAGCUCCAACUUGGUCGAAGCGUCAAAUGCUGUAACUGUGAAACGGAAGUGACUUGCCAGCUGUCUGUCUGGCUAAGCUUGCUAGUGUCUGAAUGCCAUCUCUGUGGGUGAUGGAGUUGAGCAGGCAACUCUGCGGGAAGAUGAGGAGAUCUACCAGGAAGGCCCAACUCUCCUCCUCUCCUACUUCCUCCUGGGGCCUGGAGAUCCACUUUUACACAUUGGAAAUACACCAGCUCGAGUUCUUCAAAGGAUGCUACACUGCGGAGGAGCUCUGUGUGGAAGCCGCCAAGAAAUGCUCAAUCUCUCCUUUGUGCCAUAACCUGUUUUCCCUGUACAAUGAGACGACAGGCAUGUGGUAUCCUCCCAACUACGAGUUCAAGAUCACAGAUGAGACCAGUUUGAAGCUGCACUAUCGAAUGAGGUUUUAUUUCAGAAACUGGCACGGCACCACCGAAGGAGAGUCUCCUGUUUGGAGACACUGCAUCAACAAACUUAGAGGAGGCCUUAGUUCACCGAAAACCCCUGAAGGAACACCUCUACUGGACGCUGCAUCGCUGGAUUACCUUUUUGCCCAGGGCCAGCAUGACUUUCAGACGGGUGUGGUUCCACUGAGAAUGUCCCAGUCUGAGGCAGAGCAGCACGAGAUAGAGAAUGAGUGUUUGGGCAUGGCUGUGCUUGCCAUCACCCACUAUGCCAUGAACAUGGAUAUGCCCCUGCCCACUGCUUCUCAGGAAAUCAACUAUAAACGUUUCAUCCCAGAGAUGCUGAAAAGUAACAUCAAGAAGCGCAACAUUCUUACGCGCAUCCGCAUCAACAACGUCUUCAAGAAAUUCCUCAGUGAAUUCAACCGCCGCACAGUCAAGGACAGCAACAUCACACCGUACGACCUGAAGAUUAAGUACCUGGCCACACUGGAGGGUCUGACCAGCGGCCUGGGCAGUGAGCUGCUAGAGCCCAUCUCGCUUAGUGUAAUAAAGGAAGGAGACCUCUGCAAUGGAGGAUACAAUGGUUACAACAUCCAGAGCCAGGGGCAGAGCCAGACUCAGACCUUAGAGACAAGCCGGGACAUGCAGGUCCUAGUUUCUGGUACUACUGGCAUUUCCUGGAGGAAGAAGCCUGUUGCAACUGCUGUGAUCGCCAAAGAAAAGGCCAAGCCAAAGAAGAACAAGCUAGAUGGAAAAAAUAAAAAGAAAGAGAUAGAUGAAGGCUGGGUGGUGUUCUGUGACUUCCAUGAGAUCACACACACUGUCAUCAAAGAGGCAACAGUCACCAUCUAUAGACAAGACAACAAGAGGAUGGAGCUGCAAAUGGCUUCUCGAGAUGGGGCUCUGUCCUUUGCAGCCCUUGUGGACGGAUACUUCAGGCUGACAGUGGACGCCCAUCACUACCUGUGCAAGGAGGUGGCGCCAGCUUCAGUGGUGCACAACAUCAAUAACGGCUGCCACGGACCCAUCUGUACGGAGUACGCCAUCCACAAGCUGCGUCAGGAGGGCAACGAGGAGGGCACAUACAUCCUGCGCUGGAGCUGCACUGACUACCAGUACAUCAUUAUCACUGUGGUCUGCAAUGAGGAAGACCUCAAGGAGUCUCGUACUGUGCGACAGUAUAAAAACUUCCAGAUUGAAGUGGCUUCCGAAGGUUUCCGGCUGUACGGCACAGACACGCUGCGCCUCACUCUCAGGGAACUGCUGGAGCACCUGGAGGGCCAGAGCCUUCGAGCUGACAAUCUCCAGUUCCAGCUGCUCCACUGCUGCCCUCCACAGCCUAGAGAGGUUUCCAACCUGCUGGUGGUCACUAAAGAUAGACCAGCCCCUAAGACAAACACGCAGGAGAGCCAGCUCAGCUUCCAUCGCAUUCUGAAGGAGGAGAUUGAACAGGAGGAGCACCUCGGCCGUGGCACAAGAACUAACAUCUACUCGGGCACACUGAGGGUAAAGAGUGAGGAGGAGGAAGAUGCAGGUUACUCAUCCUUCCAGGAGGUCAAGGUGGUCCUCAAAGUGCUGGGUUCUGGACACAGAGACAUUUCCCUGGCCUUCUUUGAAACAGCAAGUAUGAUGCGUCAAGUGUCCCAUAAACACAUAGUGCUGCUCUAUGGAGUGUGUGUCCGCCAGCAGGAGAAUAUCAUGGUGGAGGAGUUUGUUCAACUAGGACCACUGGAUCUGUUUAUGAGGAGACAGCAGAGUCCACUCAGCACACCAUGGAAGUUCCAGGUGGCCAAGCAGCUGUCCUCAGCUCUUAGCUACUUGGAGGACAAAAAGUUGGUGCAUGGCUUUGUGUGUGCUAAGAACAUCCUGCUGGCCAGGGACGGACUGGGCACUGAUGAAGGAGGGCCCUUCAUCAAGCUCAGCGACCCAGGAAUACCAAUCACUGUUCUCACCAGAGAAGAGUGUGUGCAUCGUAUCCCGUGGAUUGCUCCAGAGUGUGUGUCGAGUGCGUCUUCCCUGAGCAUUGCAGCUGACAAGUGGGGCUUCGGUACCACCCUGUGGGAGAUCUGCUAUGAUGGAGAAGUCCCUCUCAAAGAAAAGAAGCUCACAGAGAAGGAGAGGUUUUAUGACACAGAGUGCCAAUUGGCCACCCCGGACUGCAGAGAGCUGGCUGAACUGAUGACCCACUGCAUGAACUACGACCCGAAGAAAAGACCUUUCUUCAGGGCUAUUGUCAGAGACAUAGACAUGCUAGAGGAGAAAAACCCAUCAAUCAUACCCAAGCCGACACCAGAGGUUGACCCAACAAUGUUUGAAAAGAGAUUUCUGAAAAAGAUCAGGGAUCUGGGAGAGGGCCACUUUGGUAAGGUGGAGCUGUGUCGCUAUGAUCCUCGGGGAGAUAAAACAGGUGAGCUGGUGGCCGUGAAGUCACUCAAGCCUGAGAACCGAGAAGAGCAGAGCAACAACCUCUCCACUGAGAUUGACAUCCUAAAGGCCCUCUACCAUGAAAACAUUGUCAAAUACAAGGGCAUCUGCCAGGAGGAAGGUGGUCAGGCUAUUAAGCUGAUCAUGGAGUACCUUCCACUGGGUAGUUUGAAGGAGUACCUGCCCAGGAACAAGAGCAAGAUCAGCCUGAGCACCCUGCUCAGCUAUUCUAUCCAGAUAUGCCAGGGAAUGGAAUAUCUGGGAUCUCGAAAUUACAUCCAUCGGGACCUGGCUGCCCGAAAUGUGCUCGUAGAGAACGAAAGGACGGUGAAGAUCGGCGAUUUCGGCCUCACCAAGAGCAUUAAAGACAACGAAGGCUAUUACACCGUCAAAGACGACCACGACAGCCCCGUUUUCUGGUAUGCUCCAGAGUGCCUGACUCUUUGUAAGUUCUACCUUGCAUCUGAUGUUUGGUCCUUCGGGGUAACGAUGUAUGAACUCAUCACCUACUGCGAGUCCUCCAAGAGCCCGAUGACGCUCUUCCUCCGUAUGAUCGGCCCAACCCAAGGUCAGAUGACCGUCAUCCGACUGGUGAAUGUGCUGGCAGAAGGAAAGAGGUUGCCACGCCCUGAUGGGUGUCUGGACCCUGUGUAUGACCUGAUGCGGAAGUGCUGGGAGCAAAACCAUGAGAGGAGAAUCACCUUUAAGCGUCUGAUCGAGGAUCUGACCAACCUGCAGCGACAGCUCCAACCACAAAACGACCUCUAACCCUUCAACUGUUUGAGGCUCUGUGAGUGAAGCUGCGUGCAGACUUGGGACCAGAUGCAGAUGGCAAAACUGUGCCGGAUCAGCAGCUUCAUUCUACCGAGAGACAGUCCUCACACAAAGCAAUGCUCCUUCAUACUUAGAUAUAAACUUUCCACAACCAUGGCAUAAAGAUCUAUAGUCAUAAUUUCCUAAGUCUACCAUAUUUUUAACAUUGUUAUUUGUUGUUGCUUUCAUAUAUGGCAUUCUAUUCUAAUAUUUCCCAAUCUGAUUAUUUUGGAUGAAUACAGUAAAUACUGUCAAAUGUUGUAGCCUGCUCAUGCUUAAUGUGAUCUUAUAUCUUACAAAAGGACUUCCAAGUGCAUCCAACUGACUGACUGUGAGAAACAUUGAACUCACAUGCAUUCAUCACUCUUACAGUGCUUCAAAGGCCUUAUAUUUUAUGAGGACUGAUAUUGUUAUUGCAGAAGGAAGCUUAAAAGAAGGAACUGUGUAAUGCUCACUUCCACACAUUUGAACGUUUGAUCUUGGACCGAUCUUGGAUCUCCGUCUUUGUGACAGAAAAUACUAAGUGGACCACAGAGAAAUCAUUGUUUAGGAUUGGAUGGACGGUGAGAAGAAAAAGGAACAUGGAUACUGAAGAUGUGGUUUUCAGCAUUUUUUGCCACUGCUUUUUGUUUCAGACAUAACUGUUUGAGGGAAAACCAGCCGACUGCUGUGUGUUUUUCUAACUAGGGAGCCAUGUAGUGAUCUGUGACCAAGCAGAUUUUUUGUUAAUGAUGUGCAAAUGAGAAUUAUCAUUAAAUCUGGGCCAACAAUCAGUCAGCAAUUUUCUUCCACUGCAUUGUUGACUUUGUUUAAAUUUGUAAUAAAUGCCUGACUUUCUCACAACAUAAAGCAGUGCUUGUUUAAACCUACAUUUGCACAUGAACAGAAAAUCUGUGUUGUUUUUGUUUUGUUUUGUUCCCUUUACGGGUUUUUGGCUCUCUAAUCAUGUUUCAUAUUUCAAAGAGGCAUCGUUGUCUUCAAAUCACCAGGAACAGAUAUAUGUUCCAAAAAGUUUUUUGUUUUUUUUAAAUCACAUAUUUUGCACUGUAUACAAAGAUUUAAAAAGGUACUGUGUUUGUGUGAGGUGGAUUAGUUUAUACUCUAUGAUUGAGUGUUUGGUUAUAAAAAGGAAGCUAUGUAAUCUGUCCUUGAACAUACAGCAAUUGUUCAAAAUGUAAAUUGAGGAGAGAUUAGAAGAAGUGCCUGUGAGACACACCAGAGGGCAGUAUAGUAACUUCAUUUAUCCUCUGCUCCACAAUUUUGUAGCCUGACAUUUAAGUUCAGGUCUGUAAGAGCCACAUACUCAAUCACUUGACUAUAUACUUUACAUUAUAUUGCAAGAGAAAGAGCCAAUUGCCAUUGUUGCAGAAUUGAUUGUGAAAGGAUUUUGGAUGACACACAGGGUUUGAAGUGAGAAUGGUUAAUCACAUCACUGAUUACAUGGCAUUGUUGUUUUUUUUGUUUAAUUCCUAAAAAUAUUUUAUUUCUUUUACAGAGUUCUUAAUACUUAUGUCUGUGUA